UGAUGUUCCAUUCCCCUCAACUCCCAGUCGACCUUUUUCUUCGAACCAUUUGUUUGAUUUUGAGCUUUAAUUUUGUGAUGGAAAUGAUUCCAUGGCGUCCUCUUCAUUUCCAGUACUUGUAGAUCAACAUUGUCCAUCAAAUCCUCCAUAUCUUAAUCAUCAUUUCUCCCUCUUCCCUUCUCUACUUCUUACUCUCUCCGCCGACGCAUCUCCGACCCCAUUAAUGGACCUCCCUCCUGCCAUUUCCUUCUCAUGGAGCCGUACUGUCUCCCAUUCUCUUCGCAUUCCUCAACACCUGACAAUAUGUGGCAACAGGUUUCGGGUGUUCUGUGCCAUUGAUGCUACAAAGAUGAAAAAUCAGCUCACAGUAUCAAUAACUGGAGCUACAGGCUUUAUUGGCCGAAGGCUUGUGCAAAGGCUACAUGCAGAUAAACACAACAUUCGAGUUUUAACAUGCUCUAAAUCUAAGGCCAAGUUGAUAUUUCCGGGUAAGAAGCUAAGGAGUUUCCAGGAAUCAUGAUUGCAGAGGAGCUGGGGUGGAAAGACUGCAUCCAAGGCUCAGAUGGAGUUGUUAACUUGGCUGGCAUGCCUAUAAGUACCAGGUGGUUUUCUGAGAUCAAGAAAGAGAUCAAGCAAAGCAGGAUC
Messenger RNA from Cucumis melo (muskmelon), 645 nucleotides. RefSeq names its product epimerase family protein SDR39U1 homolog, chloroplastic-like. Lineage: Eukaryota; Viridiplantae; Streptophyta; Magnoliopsida; Cucurbitales; Cucurbitaceae. Bases 92 to 520 code for a protein of 142 amino acids. The transcript is spliced from 6 exons. The record is from RefSeq and is a predicted model, not a curated record.